AUGAUCCCGGGCGGGCGGAGCCAAUUAGGAGGAAAUGGUACAGUUGGCUGACUCCUCCUAAGAAAACCGGCGACAAGCAUCAGUACCCGGCAGUUUCAUCGUACAUCUGUACCGCUUUCAACUCAACGUUACAGCAGCGUGUUAAAUCUCUUGAGCCAGUCUUAGGUCACUCACAAAAACCACACCAACACUUACUUCUAAACCAAGCGACACUUGUAUGGUGCAAUUUUUUAGAAAUAUACGCCAAGGGCUUGGAGAUUAACGUUUCAGAGAAAUUGCUGCAGGAUGGAGACGCAAAUACAUGUACCCGUGGGCUCGCCGGUAAUUAGAAAAAUCCCAGUUUUCGUGGACGAGCGCAACGUAACGGAGGGAGCGAUGAAGCUCAUUAAAGAGCUGAGACCGGCGUGGGACUCGAGCAACGUCAAGACCAAGCUCUUCACCGAUGGAACCACCAACAAGCUAGUGGGCUGCUACGUGGACGACAGUCCAGAUGACGUAGUCCUGGUCCGAGUAUAUGGAAACAAAACAGAGCUGAUUGUGGACCGAGACAAUGAGCUUAAGAGCUUUCAGGUGCUGCAUGCUAAUGGUUGUGCUCCUCGCCUCUACUGCACCUUUCUAAAUGGCAUCUGCUAUGAGUUCAUGCAGGGAGAUGCACUUGGAACGCAGGAUGUCAGAGAUCCUACUCUGCUCAGGCUGAUAGCCAGGGAAAUGGCUCGUAUCCACGCCAUCCAUGCACACAACGGCUGCAUCCCCAAACCCAACCUCUGGAUCAAGAUGCGGAAAUAUUUCUCGCUUGUAGCCACAGAAUUCACAGAGCAAGCCUCCAACAUCAGAAUACAGCAGGAAGUUCCCAGCAAGGUGGUGCUGGAGCAGGAGAUGGUUUGGAUGAAGGAGCAUCUUUCCACACUGGGCUCACCUGUGGUGCUCUGUCACAAUGACCUGCUCUGCAAGAACAUCAUCCACAACAGCAAAGAGGGUCAUGUGCGCUUCAUCGACUAUGAGUACUCCAGCUACAACUACCAGGCCUUUGACAUCGGCAACCACUUCAAUGAAUUUGCAGGCAUGACUGAGCCGGACUAUGGACUCUAUCCUAGUCGGGAGAUGCAAAUGGAGUGGCUCAAGGUGUAUCUGCAGGCUUACAAACUCUUCACCAAGAACACAGAGGAGGUCAGCCAGCGAGAGCUAGGGACGCUCUACGUUCAGGUCAACAAGUUUGCUCUGGCUUCUCACUUCUUUUGGGGUUUCUGGGCUCUCAUCCAAGCCAAAUACUCCUCCAUCGAUUUUGACUUCCUGGGGUACGCCGUGCUACGUUUCAACCAGUACUUCAAGACUAAACCUGCAGUGAUGGCCCUGCAGAUCCCAGAGUGAGAGGAGGCGAAGGAAGCCAGAAGGACGAGGAGAGGAGCCCAGAAGGAGGUGUGUUUGAAGGUUAAAUGCUGCGACUUCCUCUCCCAUGAGGACGCUUCUGUGAGCCAACUGUUGAUGGACCACUCCUCGGUCAGCCUGGCAUCCUUUUCCUGCAACAAGCGCAAUUACUCUUUGAUUCCUCCAAACUUUAGCUCCACGUACGUCACCGCUGUAGCCCGAGAAAGACAAAACUUCCACGUGUGUAUGUGUGCAAGUGCAUUCGUCUGCGUUUCUAAUAUAUGUUGAAAAACCGUCACGCUUUUCCUCUUAGAGCAGCUGAACCAGGCGUAGAGAGGUCUGUGUUUGGGAUAGGACACCAAAAUGUUCCACAACGCUGGUAAUGAUGUCACAAGAGGAAGGAGAGAGUUGAGGAGUGUCAGGAUGAUGGUUUGUUUUCUGAAACUGACUACAGGUGCAGCCUGGUGUUAGUCACAUUGUAUGUGUGUGUGUCUCGUGUGUGUUCCUUCCUCUGUCUCUACAUAUUUUAACACAUUGUGACCUUUUCUCAUGUUUUUUUUUUCCCAUCAUCUUUGGUGCUAAGUGCCCGUAGCUUUCUGCACUGAGCUUUCCUCGGGGUGUCCUUUCCUGUGCCCCCUGUUUUUCCUGUUGAAGCACUUUCAGCUUCUUUCACCACAUCUUCCAGUUAUUCACAGCAAACUGCUGCUGCUUAUGCUGCUAGAAUUGUAAGACUUGUCUGCGUGUUAGUCGGUGUUUCAUGCCAAACGCCACGUGUUUGGAACAGCAAAUGGAAAGCUUUAGGUUGACUCACUGUUAAAGCUAAAUGUGCAUUUAUUUAUUUGUAUUUAACAUCUCAGGUUAACAACUCUUUGGAAAGUGGUACUGAAGGAGGUGGAGGGGAUGGCUACAAAGACGAGACCUCUGUGUGUGUUCUUGUCCUCGAGCAUUAUUUCCACCUUUUUGACUUUUAUGGUUACAGCGCAUCGCUCUGUUAAAUUUUCCAUUUAAGGUUUCCAGACAUUUUGGAAAGUCACCACCUCUGUCACCCUCCCUGUGCCAUGUCCUUCUCUCCCUUUAUACCCUUUUAUCUUUGAUUGCCCACCAGUUCCCAGUUUUGGUCUUUGGUUGCUUCUCCCUUUACUCUGCGGAGGUUUAUGCAUCUGUUUUUCAAACCGUCCUGAAAUCAUAGCCCAGUCUCAGGCCCAUGCUGUAAUCCACUCUAUUCAUCUCAGAUUCAGAGUCAAAACUUCUUACAUAAUUACAUAUUGCAUAAGUUUUAUCUGGGGUCAAAUCAAGUGGAGCUUUCAAAAAGAUUCUGGAGUGGGUUAGCUGGGGGUGUGUGUCUGUCACGAGAUCAGCUACUAUUUUCCUGGGAAAAAGAUCUGACUCUGAAAGACGGAGAAAUCAUUAACGCACAAAAGUACUUACAGCUUAGAAAGCAGGCUUCUUUGAAUUCUAGCUAGUCUGUUUGUUAUUUAUUAUUUUUUUUCAGCUUAACUUUUGACUGAACACGAAACCAAGCAGAAAUGUAUCUGUUCAAGGCUGUCACCUUUUUCAAAAGACCGGUUCAGGCAGAUUGAGUGUAAUUUGAAACAUAGACUGUAUAGAAACGAUGGAUGUAAUGUGAUGUAAUGCACUGUGAUGUCAGCCAUUGGUGAGCAGAGUCUCAUUUUGAAGUCUCGAGUUCUUUCUGAGAUGUGGCUCACAGAUUUUUGUCAGUCAUAUGCAAAAUCAUACAGUACUGUAGUUAACUUCUGACUCAAUAAUAACUAAUAAUUAGUCAAUAAUUAAUAUAAUAAUAAUAACGUACAAAAAUUACAUAUUGGAAAGUGUAAGACUUGAAACUAGUAACUAUUCAGACAAUAAAGUCAUCAAUGAUAUGUUUACAGAGUUCACAAACUAAGUUUUUCCAGAGGCUUCUAAGCAGUUGGAUGUCUUUUUGCGACCUCCCCGCUGGACAUCCCAGUCACUGCAGGGCAUCCCAGUGCAAAACUAGAGGGUGGAGCUGGUGGGGUGGAACCUCUCGUUUCCAUCACCGUUGGCCAAACUUGGCUAAAAGCGGAGCAGAACUGGCAGCUUUCUAAAGAAGUCAUGGGGUGUUACUCCUCCUUGGCACCAAAGAGGGAGCUCUGACCUUUGUCCUCCACUGCUGGUGUCGUGUAACUGGAAGGCUUAAUAAUUCACCAGCUGAGCUGCAGGAGAGAGGGACCAAAGCAUGUUAAUGGCUUUCAUUCAGAACAGUUAACCCGAGAGGGAUUUUCUGAGGGGUGCUGUUAAUAUCUGAAGUCUUUAAUCGUUCUUAACUUUAGGUAAAAUAAUUCUCUUCUCCUCAGUGUGAAUAAGAACUGAUUGUAACAGUACAAAACUCACUGGGUUUAAAAGUUAUUGAUGCAUACUCUGGCACAUAUUCAGGAGUCUUUUACUUCACUUAGUGAAUUUUAUUAUUUAAAUGUUAUCAAAAGACUUAUUUUAUGCCACUAACAGUGAAGUAAUCAGCUUGGUGCAUUUGCAAAGGCCAAAUUGGUGAAUUUGCUGCUUGAACACACAAUUCUAAUACCCAGGUAGGACAUCAGCCGGGAUAAAGAGGGCAUUGGCUCUCCAUGAGCACCGAGUGAAUAUCUCCAUUCCCUUCAGAGGACACUGGUACAGGCUGCUGACAGCUUUUUGAAGGGAAGGCAUUUUAGGUUCCUGUAACAUUGUAUCUUAUAUGCUAACAGAAGAUGAAGCUCAGUGUGUGGGAGAUGAACUGAAGACACAUUCCAACAAAUCUUUGCAUUUAUUUAGCAGCUGUUUGGAUCUUUGGUCACCUUACCCACUACUGUAGUAUCAUCCAUUAAAGAUGCAGUGUUCAGAUUUCAUGUGGCCAAAUAGAACAAAUUUAAAAAAAACAAAACAAAAAAAAACAAAAAACAACUAGCCCGGACAAAUAGACCAAAUAAAAAAAUGUUUGACUUUAUUUAUUUGCACAAGUCUUUCACUGCUCUGUCUGUGAGUGCACUUCCUCAAACAGGGAGUGGAGACAGAGAUGGCUAACGUGAGAUAAGACACCAUUAACUGAGCUGUCAACACAUCAUCUCAACUGUGAUAAAUCCAUCCAACCAGUGUUAAAACGAAUGUGACAAGAAAGCGAAACCUGAUAUUUGAUCCAUGAUAUUGACACAAUAUUGCAUCCGUAUUCACAAUGCUGCAACAACUUUUUCUCUUUAGACUGGGCGCUGGGUAAGGUGACAGCAAACAGAAAAUGAGCUUGACUCUGAUCCCCAUUUCCAGACAAAUGCAUCCAUUUCAUGUGUUUUUGUGUCGACUGCUGAGACCGGCUGUCUGAAUUUGCUGUUCCACGCUGGCUAUUGAAACGGUUCACUGUCACCAUGUCGUCACUUUAUACGGUUGUUUUAAAAUCAGUUUGUUUAUUAUUGAUUCUAAGGUUGCAUUCCACACUUUCUUAGUUUGUUGCAGUCCAGUCAUACCAAAACAGUUAGCUUCAGUUUGCAUUGCAUUUAAUUUGAGAUUAACUAUGUUUGUGUGCGUGAAUGUACUAACUUAAUUAUACAAAAUACUGUACAGAAAACGGACUUUUUUUUCUUUGUAUGCUGACAUAUACUUUUUGUAAGUGCUUUAACUUGAAAGGUAGAGCGCUGUGUAAAAGGACGCAGCGCUUGGUUUGCAGAUGUGACUUUGUAAAUGUACUCAUCCACUGCUAAAGGAGAUGAUGAUGGGGGAUGUAAAUAUUGUAAGAAAUACUGUGAAAAGCUUACUGUACAGUGAUCCUUCACACCUCUGUAGGAGUGGCAAGAUUAUUUAACUGUUGUUAGUAAAUAUUUCCAUUAAAAAGAAUGA
Pelmatolapia mariae (spotted tilapia) is the source of this 5202-nucleotide messenger RNA. It is a transcript of the gene etnk2, whose product is annotated as ethanolamine kinase 2. Gene Ontology annotation, molecular function: ethanolamine kinase activity. The coding region runs from base 286 to 1368 and encodes 360 amino acids. The record is from RefSeq and is a predicted model, not a curated record. The transcript is spliced from 9 exons. Gene Ontology annotation, cellular component: cytoplasm. Gene Ontology annotation, biological process: phosphatidylethanolamine biosynthetic process. Lineage: Eukaryota; Metazoa; Chordata; Actinopteri; Cichliformes; Cichlidae.